AUGGCCGACCUCGCCGUGGCCUCACAGCUCCAGCAGUGGUCGUUCAACAAGCCCUCGAUCGCUGCACGCCCAGACAGGACUAGCUCCGACAGUUCCGCAUCAAGUCCCAACUUGUGCAACGACGCGCCCGAGACGCUGAGGAUAGAGACGCCAGCUAGCCAGCAACCGAGCCCCGCGCACAGGAAGGAGAGCAUUGUGUUCCAAGAUCGCUACAUGUCCAGUGAAGAAGCCUUGUCGCCCGUCGAUGAUGGUUCAGAUUCCGAGUACGACUACGACGACGUCGUAGUCCACGACCCGACAAAAGAGUGCAAGGCACGCACCAUGUCCAUCUCGCGAUGGGACAAGGGAAGGAGCUGCGACAUGGCCGUCAUGGUCUCCUACGCAAAGGUCGUCGGCCGUCCGAAAGUCGUUGAGCUCGACUGUCGGUCGCCCACCGCAGACCUUGCGCCCAUGCAGCACCGCUCGGCCUCGGUUGCCAACUUGCCCAUCGCAGCCAUCAGCCAGAUACGCAAGGACGCCGCCCAGCGCCUGUCGAUGAAAGUCACAGCCACUGGCCGCCUCUCCUCCAACCCGGCCAGUCGUGCCACCACGCCCCCAGUCGAACUCGAGCCUCGUCGACCGUCCACGAGCUACAGUCCGUCUACCAAGAACACCAGCACCCUAAACCUUACCGACUCCGCGUCUGCCUCUUCCUCGUUCCGCACUGCCUCCUCAACUCGCAGCAUCUCACCAGCUGUUGACGAACUACUUGCCCGUCCAUCGCUCCACCCCAUCGACGUACCCUCGUCUGCCCGUUCUUCUGUAUACAUUCCCUCCCAAACCCGCAGCGGCCUUUCCAGAGUACAGACCACACAGUCGUAUUGGACGCCGCCCACGCCUUCCUCGCCAGCAUCACACGCCUUCCUUAGCUCAGAUCCCUACGAAGCGUCCAACAAGGAUUCUUCGUCCCCCAUUAUCAAGCCGGCUCCACACAAGCGGUUACGAUCGAUUUCAAUGAAACUCGCUCUCGCCAAAAUCGCCAUUACCAAUCCUUCCAAGAAGACGUACGAUACCCGCGUCAACGGCAAGAUGCCGCCUACUCCUUCGACACCCUACACCCCACUUACGCCACAGACCGCCCCUCUUGAGGGCAGCUCAAGCUUCAUCAGCCCCCAAAAGCUGCGACGCGCAUCUACCAUCCUUCGACCAAAGUCUCGUGGCCGUGACUCGAUGAGAGGGCCUUCUCCGGACCUGGCGCCCCCAGUUCCCACUAUCAACACGAGCUCCAUUGCCCAAAAGCGCAUGACAAUGGGUGCGUCCAGGAUGCAAGCGCGCGGUGCGAAUGAACGAGAACCAACCCUUGUACUACCGCCCUGCCCAUCGGACACCGAUGACGAUCCCAUGGCUAGCUUCAAGAACCGGACGCUCAAGAAGCGCAAGUCAUUGAUGUCGCUCAUGGAUUCACUAUAGACCGUCCGGCCUGAACUAUUUCGCCACUUGGCCCAAGCGCGGUAUGCGCCUGUGUUUCGAAACUUCAGGGUCCACAUGGGCGCAUGAAUCAUCAGGCACUCGCCUCGCUGCGUACGCCACUUUCCUUGUCACCUUACCAAUGUACAUUUUCGACUUCCGAAGCUCGUUCUAGCGAUCGCGCAUAAUACCCGGCGUAUGUUUGGCGCUACGACUUUUCUAUCACAUUCGAAUUUGAGGUUACGAUAUCCUCGUGUCUUGGCAUUGCGAAGUGUUCGCCGCCGCUUCAUCUGUCGCUAUCCAUCCUUGUUAGAUGUCCUAACAACGACUUUAUGAUAUCCUCACCUAUACCAUUAUUAUGGCAUCUAGCGUUGCCCAGUUAUGUUAGAGAUUGAAUUAAAAGCAUAUCACUAGAAAGCACAGAA
Messenger RNA from Parastagonospora nodorum SN15, 1871 nucleotides. RefSeq lists its product as hypothetical. The record is from RefSeq and is a predicted model, not a curated record. Bases 1 to 1449 code for a protein of 482 amino acids. The transcript has a single exon. Lineage: Eukaryota; Fungi; Ascomycota; Dothideomycetes; Pleosporales; Phaeosphaeriaceae.